This is a messenger RNA of Venturia canescens, 2527 nucleotides long. It is a transcript of the gene Fam92, whose product is annotated as CBY1 interacting BAR domain containing protein Fam92. The transcript has 8 exons. Gene Ontology annotation, biological process: cilium assembly. Gene Ontology annotation, cellular component: ciliary basal body; ciliary transition zone. NCBI's taxonomy places the organism in Eukaryota, Metazoa, Arthropoda, Insecta, Hymenoptera, Ichneumonidae. The coding region runs from base 475 to 1473 and encodes 332 amino acids. The record is from RefSeq and is a predicted model, not a curated record.
UCGUGUCACGAAAUCACAUCGUCGGGUACGUGCAUGAAUAAGAUCGCAGUAUAGAAAUAAGUAUACAGUGGUGUAUAGAUUACAGAGAAAACAAAUUCAGACUAUGUAGUGCGGUACUGUAAACUUGUAAACAAUACUCAAAGUUGAAUUUUGAGUAAAUUCAACAUCUACCAUCUUAUUAGCACUCGCUGGUUAUUUCGUUAAAAAUGCGACGUUUGUACGCAUGGAGACCCGUGGGCAGCCCGUGACACUAUUUCAAAAAGUCAAAGUUAACGCGAAUGGAAUAUAGAGCCACCUGGUCGAGGAAACGAGCGAACGAGCCACCUGCUGUCAGGCAGUAGUUACCCUGCAAACGCGAAUAACAAGGAAAUGGGAAGUAGCGUGAAUGUACCCUCAUAAGUGACGUCUGUCACUGAAACACAGAAAUGUAAAUAUUUCGGUUCACCGAAUGCACGACUCAAUCGCGAGUGAGCGAUGCUUCGUGCCAGAUCGCAGAACAAUGUUUGCUCGGAAGAAGCGAAAUUCGUUCAAGAACGAAUCGGCGGAGUCGAGAGACAUUUCGCGGAUCUGUGUACUGUAUUUGCUGCAUAUGCCAGAAAGGCAGCGAGAGUUCGGGACAAAAAUGACGAAGUGUCCAAGGUAAUACAAAGUUACGCUCAGGCUGAAAACAUAAAUCGUUCUUUGAGCAACGGUCUGAAUAAUUUCGCCACAACGUUGUCGGUAAUCGGGGACUAUCGAGAUGCGCGGGUUCAUCGUCUCGACGCAAAAGUUAUUUCGCCACUCUCGCAAUAUUCACUCAUUUGUAAACACGUCCGUGAAGAUGUGAGAAACACUUUUACAGCUCGUGACAGGGAGUUGACGAGGAGAAGUCAGCUCGAUAAGCUCAGAGGGAAAAAUCCCCGAAAUCGACAAUUGAUCUCCGAGGCGGAGUCGGAGCUCAUGAAAGCAACGAUUGAAGUCACCAGAGUCGUCAAAGGUCUCGAGGAUCAAAUCGAUACGUUCGAAAAACGAAAACUACACGAUUUGAAAAAUAUACUCGGUGAUUUCGUAAGAAUCGAGCUCAGUUUUCACACCAAAGCUGUCGAACUUUUGACCAAAGCUUAUCAGGAUAUUGCGGAAAUCGACGAAAUAAAAGAUCUUGAGGACUUUCAAUUAACUCGAGGAGAUAUGACUGGGGAAUUUCGAGAAGUUCUGCACGUCCCCGAAUCUGUGGCCCGCCUUGAGACAGUGAGGAGAGCAUCAUUUCGACAAUCGUAUUCGCUCACAAAUCUGGCUAAUCGCUUUGCCAAUUCUCCCUUGUCGUUAAAAAAAUCUGCUAAUAGAACAGCCGAAUCGCUCGAGUCGAUGAAGACAGGCUUCACAAAUUCAUCGGAAUCUGUACAAGUAGAGGAAUACGACAAAAGCUCGGAAGAAACGGAAUCAGAAUCCACGGUACAAGGAAAAUCAGUGAGAUCACGACUCAAAUCAAUGUGAUACCUAAAACUGCGAUUGAAGCACAUGUUAUUUCUCAGCCAAAAAUUUAUUCGAUUGAAAAUCAUUAAUUUUACCGUGAAAUUAAAAUCUGAAAAUAUUCAGUCAUCCUCAAAACUCACGGAAAUUGAUUCUCAACAAUUACAAUAUUUUUCGAACGAGAUAUUCUUUAACAGAAAUCAAAAAUCACUUUUAUUUCUCAUCACGAGAAAUUAUAUGUUUUAUAUUUUUUUGAACGAUAUUUUUUUUUACAGAUUUAUCUUUUUUAGAUUUUUAUAUUUCUGAAUGAAUCCGUGAAGCAACGGAAACUUGCGAUUUUAGAAAAAUUGUACAUACCACACUUAUUAAAUUUCCACGUUAUUGAAAGAAUAGUUUUGCAAAUGCUGGAUCUCGCUAAAGUGAAAAAUGAAAAAUUCAUUAAAAAUUUUCAAGUGAUUCCGAAAAGCCGAGGAAGCUUUUCCAUACACGAAGAAACAAAAAGAUUGUCUAAUUUUUUGUCGAAUAAUUCUCUGGUUGAGAGGAAUUUCUCAACGAAGUUUCAACAUCGAGUUUCAUUACUCUGCCUAUAUUUGUGACGUUUUGAAAGUGGCUAAAUAUUCUGAGAUGUUUGGUAAUGAGUCUUUUGAUGGAAUAAAAUUCUUGGUCUGAAUAAUAAUGUACCCUCAAUGUGUAAUUUGUCUUUGAAUUAUAGUCAUUGAUAAAUGUUCAAUUUUCUCCUCCAUGACGUCGAUAUUGCAGGGAAUGAUUCCUAUGAACCGAUUCAGUCGCCGUAAACCAAGACACAUUGAGCUUCGCACUGUACCUGCGAUACCCAGCUAUCAAAAGUCCCUCACGUCAUCGAUCAUUCACAGUAUAUCCUACUCAUAAUUUAGUAAAUGUAAUUUUCCUGUUUUUCGGUGAUGAUUUUUCUAUAUCUGUACUAUCAAAAAUCACUGAUUCAUCCUGAAAAAACUGAAUAUGCUCAGAUGUUUUGAAUAUCGCUACGUAGUAAAACUUUUGUUGGAUAAAAUCAAUGCAUAUGUGUAAUUUAUUCUUAAAAUAAAUUAUUUAUCAAUAA